GCUGCCAACAUGGUUUUUUUACGUCUGACCGUGAAGGUCUAUCCCCGCGACCAACUCCAGUCCUCCUUUCUCUCGCUCCGCUCGACCCUCGACGACCGCGACCGUGAUGAGCCCAACCGAAGCUCCUCUACUUCGGGGAGUGGGAAGCCAGCCAGCUUCAUGCUGGUCCUGGAACAUCCGGAGGAGAUAACCCUGCGCCGGCUUUCGAGCAUGAUCCAGGCGAAAUGGAAAAAGCUCAGACCUGAUGUGGAGCCCCUGGAGAUCAAGAAGCUGCUGGAUGAUUCCCACGACUCGGAAGACCUCGACGCGGAUAUGACGGUUGCCGAUGUGUUCGUGGACAAUGGCCGAGCUCGCGCAGAUGGAUUUGACCAGCGCGGCACCGUUAGGGUCAUCCAAAGGCCGGCCCCUUAUGCUCCCGUACGCUUCCCCUCGGUCACUCAGGACUGGGACGCUGCAGGAGACAUGUUCGAGCGGCAGCUCAGAGCCAAGAAGCAGACUGUUGAAAAAUUCCCGGCUAUCCUCGAAGAGUCACAGCGGACCCCCGACUCCGACCCCUACAACUACCGCUGGCGUGCAUCGUCUGUCCAUGGCCAAGAUCAUGUCAAACAAGGCCCCAUUCCCUCUACAGAGAGAGAGGAAAUUCCAGGGUCCCCCAAAACUUCGGCCGGCAAACCUCUCCUCGAUGAGUCCAACGUAACAGCUCGUCGGGAAAGCACGGUUGCGGUGACCCCUCGGCAAAAGCGCAUGCAAAGCCAGGAAUUGGGCGAUUGGCCUUCAUCAGCUUCAAUCCCGAGGCACCAGGGACAACAAUCCACUUCAAGUCCCAGAUUUACCGAAGCCCAAGCACUUACAAAUGAACCCUACUUGUCCUCGCCAGAUCCAUCUUCUGAUGAACAGAAAUCAGAGUCAACGCCCACUCAACGGAAGGUCUCGUCCCCCACGGGGCAUUUUCCCGAGUCAGCCCCGACCGAUGAUGCAACCCAGGAGAAACAGACGAGCAAAACCGACGAUGAGCACGACGACGAGCACGACGAUGAGCACGACGAUGAGCACGACGAUGAGCACGACGAUGAGCACGACGACGAGGAAGGCUCCGGCCAUGACCAGUCUGCUAGAGACAACGGACUCAAAAAGGCCAUGAACCAGACAGAAGAGUAUCGUGACGGGGAUGGUGAUAUUACCAUGAUGCGCAGUGCUUCAAACGAAAAUGAAGAGUCGGCUGCAACGCCCCGUGACGAUGCUGAAAAUACGAUGUCAAAUGAAUCAGCAGAAGCAGAAGGUCCUGUUUUCGCUUCGAAACUGGGCAAGAGAAAAAAGAGCCCACGAGAUCUUGAGCCGAAUAAGGAGCCGCGCCUGAACCAAUCAACUAGCCGUGCUACUCCGUCGCAGGAACCCGACCGCAAGAAAGCCAACUCCAAGCCGCUCGGGACCCCCACAACUAGUCCAUCGAUGUCGCGAAAACGAGAGGCGCCUCCGUCCUUUUCCAGAUCCGCUCGUCACCUGAGCUUUUCCGAAGAACCAGAUCGUCAUAAAAAAGGUCUCGGGCUCGGUAUCACCAAAAGUCCACCAAAGAAACAGCCAGUGUUUUACGAUCUAUCACAGGAUCCAGUGGAGACCUCUCAGCAAUCGCCUGGUGACAAUGUGCCCGCGAGUAGUGCGCCUUUUCCUCGUUGGGGCUCCGUGUUCCCACCCCAUUCGACACCCUCCAACGCAUCGGCCCUUAGUUCAGCAGAAAGGGUCAAGCAACUGCAUUCUGCACUCCGCAAAGGCUCACCAUCCGGGAGACCAUCUGAACGCCGGUCGGUGUCCUUUGCAGAUGAUGACCUUUCAAUCGUAAAUGCCAGGUCAACGCCAAAGCCGACUCCUAGGAACACCGCCAAACUGCCUGUCAAUACUUCAUCGGGUAGGGGACGAUCGAGUACCGAGUCUAUGGUAUUUCCCCCUAAUAUGUCAGUAGAAGCAAUUGCAAAAAUAGAAAGUGAGGCGGAAGAGAAAAUUGCAAUGAACAGGAAACAAAUCGAGCAGCUGAGGGACAAGCUCAAAGCAGCCGAUAAGCAAAACCCAGACAGCGAGUAUCGACAGAAGCUGAAUGACGCCUGCAAGACUUUAGAAUUGAUCCAAGGGAAGAAAGCAAACGGGAGCAGGGCCAAAACAACAAAACUCUCUGCCAAAUACGAAGCAUUACGACGCGAGAUUGAGCAGAUCGAGGCAUCCUCGGAAAUAUUCCCCAAAACCAUGUCUCAGGAGAGGCCCACUGACGAUCCCGAUCUACCGUCGAUGGCAGCUGUACAUCGGACCAGUACAACAUCUCGGUCCACUGCGGCCAGCCGUUCGGUUCCUAAGCAGCCUUCUCUUGAAGAGACUGUUGUUGUUUCAUCUUCUGACUCUGGGGUUGAGGGCCAACGUGCGCGGGAUAUUGCAACUACCCCGACUGGCAUCAAAAAAUCGACAAGCCCAUCGCGGGCGGCACUGCCACAUGUGUGGUCGAGACGGUCGAACAGCUUGCAGGCGCGGCCUAGUUUGAAAACGCUGAAGUUGGACCAGGAGAGAGAGCAACGGGAGAAAUCGCAGCCCAAACGGUCGAAUGCCCGGCGUCGUAGCGGAGACAUGUUCGACGGACCGUCGGAUAGCGAUGGGAGCUACAGCGAAAGCGAGGACAGCGACAGCCACCCUGACAGCGACCCUGACAGCGGUGAUAUCCAGUCGAGUGGACAGGUGAGAAAGCUAAACGCUGGAAAACGCUGGUAG
Molecule: messenger RNA, 2748 nt
Organism: Aspergillus steynii IBT 23096
Lineage: Eukaryota; Fungi; Ascomycota; Eurotiomycetes; Eurotiales; Aspergillaceae
Exons: 2
Coding region: 10-2748 (912 amino acids)
Source: RefSeq, a predicted model, not a curated record